This is a messenger RNA of Odobenus rosmarus divergens (Pacific walrus), 2034 nucleotides long. It is a transcript of the gene ERMAP, whose product is annotated as erythroblast membrane-associated protein (Scianna blood group). Gene Ontology annotation, molecular function: protein binding. Bases 1 to 2034 code for a protein of 677 amino acids. Lineage: Eukaryota; Metazoa; Chordata; Mammalia; Carnivora; Odobenidae. The transcript has 11 exons. The record is from RefSeq and is a predicted model, not a curated record.
AUGGGACAACAACCCCUUCCCUGGCGCGAGGAGCAAGCGAGAGGGCCUGUGACACGUUCCUACACUGCAGCGCGUUGUUCUAACUGCGAGGCCACCGCGGCCCGGCGGGGCGAGCCAGUCCCAGCCUCGGAGCGGGGCGGCGGGGAGGCCCGGGCCUCGCGCUGUCUCAGAGCCAGGGCCUUCCCACCUCUGGCCGGCCGGACAGUUACGGCCCCGCUCGGUCGCAGGGCCGCCGCCCCGCCCGGGCCCGCCCUCCGCCACCGCCCUCCGCCACCGCCCGCCCCGGGCCCAAGCCCGGCCCCAGGAGACGCUCCCCCGCCCGCCGCUGCCCUCUCCGGCUGCAAGAUGGCGGCGGGCGACGGUCAGCAGUCGGCGCCGGCCCUCCCCGUCUCGGGACUCCGGGACUCCGCCGCGUCGCCGGCAAGGACCCACGUGGGACACCCCGGCCUUCCCCUACCUCCCGGCCUGGAGUCGCGAGCCAGCCGCGCCUCGGAUUGGGCGGGGCCGGGGCGGAGACCUGGAGGCGGGGCCGGGAGGCGGGGCGGUGGAGACCGGCGCGCUCUGUGGCCCCCGCCCCCUGAGAGGCCCGCGCUUCGAAGGGAGAUGGCACGUUCCUCUGGCUCCUGGCUCUCUGGCUGCCUCGUGGCACUCGUGUUCCUCCGGCUGCCGGCGCCCUUGUCAGGUAGGAGUGGGGACGCCGACGACUACCACCUGGCCCCGCUAGGGGGCACAGCCCAGCUGCUCUGCCCGCUCGCCCUGUGGCCGGUCACCGUGCCCGCCGUGGUGACGUGGCUGCGGGCCCCGAGCCCGGACCGCUCCCAGGUCGUGCACGUGUUCCGGGACGGGAGAGACCGGGAGGAAGGCGUGAUGCCGGAAUACAAGGGGCGGACGGCGCUGCUGAGGGACCCCCGAGAGGGGAGCGUGUCCCUGGAGAUCCGCCACGUCCGGCUGGAGGACCGAGGGCUGUACCAAUGCGAGGUCCAGAUCGGAAACCUGACUCGAAACGGCACCGUGACCCUGCAGGUGGCAGCCCCGUCUCCAGGGAGGAUCUCCUCCUCAGCAGUGGCUCUUGCUGUGAUCCUGCCUGUCCUGGGGAUUCUCAUCAUGGUGGGCAUUUACCUCAUCUGGAAGCAAAGAAGAUCAAAAGAGAAGCUUCUCUAUGAACAGGUGAUGGAGGUAGAAAAUCUUCUCUCAGACCACGCAAAAGAAAAAGGAAGGCUCCAUAAAGCCCUCAAGAAACUCCGGAGUGAACUGAAGUUGAAAAGAGCUGCGGCAAACUCAGGCUGGAGGAGGGCGAGGCUGCACUUUGUGGCAGUGACCCUGGACCCAGACACAGCACAUCCCAAACUCAUCCUGUCUGAGGACCGGCGAUGUGUGAAGCUUGGAGACAGAAGACAGCCUGUACCCGAUGGCCCCCAGAGAUUUGACUUUGUCGUCAGCGUCCUGGGCGCUGAGUACUUCACGAUGGGCUGUCAUUACUGGGAGGUGGAUGUGGGAAACAAGACCAAAUGGGCCCUAGGAGUGUGUAGUGAGUCCGUGAGCAGGAAGGGGAAGGUCACUGCCACGCCCGCCAAUGGACACUGGCUUGUCCGCCAGAGUAGCGAGCAGGAGUAUGAAGCUCUCACAUCCCCGCAGACCACCCUGCGCCUCAAGGAGCCCCCAUGGUGCGUGGGGAUUUUCCUGGACUAUGAAGCAGGCGUCAUUUCCUUCUACAAUGUGACCAGCAGAUCCCACAUCUUUACUUUCACCCACACUUUCUCUGGCCCCCUUCGCCCUUUCUUUGAGCCUUGCCUUCAUGAUGGAGGGAAAAAUACAGCACCUCUAGUCAUCUGCUCGGAACUCCAGAAAUCAGAGCCACCAACUGGCCGCAAGUCAGAAGAAAAAGGCCAUGCAAAUGGAGACGUGGCCAUGAAUGUGGACCCUUCCUUACUCCCUCCUCAGGCACCGGAGCUUUUCCCACCUGGGGAUAUGAUCCUGCCCUGGCCCACUGACCUUGCCCCAGCCCUACAGGGGCUCAAGGUUCCUUCUUUUUAG